AUGCCUAGGGCGUGUUUGGCGGGUGCCACAGUUUCAGCGAAUGCGGUGAAAAAAGCAGUUGAAGAAGCGUUAAUGCCCAAACAUGUCGCUAUAAUCAUGGACGGAAAUGGAAAGUGGGCUAGAGAUAGAAAGUUGGUUGUUGGAGACGGCUUCAGAGCCGAUGGAAGUGGACUUAAUGAUGAGAUUUACAGAAAAUUACAUACGAACAGAUGUCAAGGAGCUUAUAACAAGUUGGAGACAAAAUCAAAACUACCAGUAUCUCUACAGUCGUCGAUUUCUUGGGCUGAGGAGACUAGCAAAUGUAACAAAGGAAUGAAUUUGGUAAUGGCGGCGAACUACAGCGGCCGCGACAAUGUCGUACAGGCCACCAAAAGGAUCACCGCCAAAGUAGAAGGAGGGAUUCUAAGAGCCACGGACAUCGACGAAGUCAUGUUCGAACAAGAACUGAUGACCAACGCCGUCGAAUUCCCAAACCCUGACUUGUUGAUUAGGACAAGCGGUGAUCUCACAAUCAGUGGCUUCCUUCUAUGGCAGUUGGCCUAUACAGAAUUCUACUUUGCAGAUAAAUUGUUUCCUGAUUUUGGUGAAGAUGAUCUUCUCCAAGCACUUGCUUCUUACGGUUGCAGGCAGAGACGCUACAGCCAUCGGAAGAAUUAA
Salvia hispanica is the source of this 657-nucleotide messenger RNA. The record is from RefSeq and is a predicted model, not a curated record. Lineage: Eukaryota; Viridiplantae; Streptophyta; Magnoliopsida; Lamiales; Lamiaceae.